GUAGUCUCUGUUAAGCUCCUUUCAUCAGUCGCUAUGCAAUCCUUUUCCGCCGAGUUUUUAGACAUUUCCUUGGAGUCCAAAGCCUUGAUCUUUGGUGAGUUCACCUUAAAAUCAGGUAGAAAGUCCCCAUAUUUUUUCAACGCAGGUCUUUUGAACACAGGAAAACGGUUGUCGGCUUUGGCUACCGCUUAUGCCAAGGCCAUCAUCACUUCAGGCAUCAAGUUCGACGUGCUCUUUGGCCCUGCUUACAAGGGUAUUCCGUUAGCUUCCAUCACUGUGGUCAAGUUGGCUGAAUUAGAACCUGAAACUUACGGUAACAUCGAAUAUGCCUUCAACAGAAAGGAGAAAAAGGACCAUGGAGAAGGUGGCUCCAUUGUUGGAGCUUCGAUCGAAAACAAGAAGGUGUUGAUCAUUGACGAUGUGAUUACUGCUGGAACUGCUAUCAGAGAAGCAUUUGAUAUCAUCGAAAAUGCCAACGGAACCCCGGCUGGAUGUAUCAUUGCCUUGGACAGACAAGAGACGAGUCCCGGAUCAGACGUGUCAACCACCCAAGCGGUGGCCAAAGAGUUUAAUGUGCCAGUGGUUUCCAUCACUUGUUUGGACGACAUCAUCACUCACUUGAAGGGCAAGAUUUCGGCAGACGAGCUCGAGAUGAUCCAGGAAUACAGAAAGAACUAUAGUCCUAAGGCGUAAUGUAUAGAUAUGUGUAUUAAAUUCAGGUGCUUGUGCUCUGUUCACUCAAGCUCUUAUUUUCUUGAUCUUCUUUUUGGGGGCCUUGGGAGCAGCAGCUAUGGCCGGAGCCUCGGGGCGGGGUGCAUAUAUACCUUGUGUCAUAGGAUGCUUCAUGGUGAAGGGCGAAUGUACCGGUACAAUUGUGUUCAUCUUGAAUCCUCUAACUUUAGGUAUUUUUUCAGGUGUGAAUCCAACCAUGUACUCUUCAGGUAUGGGGUGUCCACUACUAGCGCUUACACUGUUCAAAGUGGUGGGGUGGGUUUUCAAGUACUUUCCAAUAGCGUUCAACACCUGUCGUUUGUUUUUCACAAACUCGUCGAUUGGCUCGCCGUUUUUUCUCAACAACACCUUCACUCUUCCAGGGUUUCCAAAGUCCCGGGGAUGUGUCCUAUCCAACUCUAACAAUACUGGAAAUUGUAAGAACCGACAAGCAUCACCGAUGGUUAAGGCCAAGGGGUUUUCCACCGCAUUUUCUUCAGACACUCUUCUUCCCUGUUUGUGGCUCCUGUUCUUGUCAAAAUAACAAGGAUAUAUGGUUUGGUAGGCUUUGAAUUCCCGUUUUUCUUCGUCAGUGAACAGUUUGGGGUCCCUGAUUGCAUCCAGGGCGAUUCCUCCGGGAGAGGUUGCUGGGGGUUUUGCAGAUGGUACAGGUAUAUUGGGGAAUAAAGAUGGCUCCAGGUCUUGUGAUCGUGUAACGGUAGGCUGAGCUCUCAAGGGGGCUAUGGGUGUGUUCAACGAAGGAUCAAACUGCGCGAGGUCCAUGUCCAUAUUAUCGAUGUCAUCGUCAUCUACUUCCUCUAAUACUGGUCUUCUUGACAUGAUUGUGUGAAAGGUUGGGUAAGAU
This is a messenger RNA of Yamadazyma tenuis ATCC 10573, 1576 nucleotides long. RefSeq names its product orotate phosphoribosyltransferase (gene URA5). Gene Ontology annotation, biological process: pyrimidine ribonucleoside biosynthetic process; pyrimidine nucleotide biosynthetic process; 'de novo' pyrimidine nucleobase biosynthetic process. The record is from RefSeq and is a predicted model, not a curated record. Lineage: Eukaryota; Fungi; Ascomycota; Pichiomycetes; Serinales; Debaryomycetaceae. Gene Ontology annotation, molecular function: orotate phosphoribosyltransferase activity. Gene Ontology annotation, cellular component: cytoplasm.